GUAUAUCCCGAUAGACAGCGAACAAUCCAAAUCUUACCAAAGUAAGCGGGCACUUGGAGUUGGUAUCUCAUCAUAUCGAAACGUCGUUAGAAAAUUCCAAGAUGAAGUUUGAUCUUUCGGCGGAGACAUUGCUGUCAAUAUGCGAUCACUUACCUCCCGAAUCAGCAGCUGCUUUCUCUAUGUCUUGUAAGACAGUGUAUCAUAAGUUAAAUGGUCAUUUUACCAAAGACUUGAAUGUACGAGAUAAGUUGGCAACGUUGGAUUUAUUGGCUACUGAGGAUGAAAUUGGCUGCCCAUACUGUCUACGUCUACACAGUAUGUCAAAUGCAGCAAAAUAUAGCUUGGAAUCAGUGGAGGAGAAACGCCAGCCCCAGGAAUUGACACCGUGCAUUCUGUCUUCCUUCAAAUCUCUAAAUCAUAGGCCUGCCAAAGUUUCUGGUGUUAUCUUCAAAAUGGCCAUGAAACGACAUCAUUUCAAGCCAGAAUGUGACGGGCUGUUGAAGAUAUUGUCAGGAAAUCCACCAGCUUCAAAGAUCGAUAACGGUGAUGGUAUCUCUGGGCAGACUCGGGUAGAUUGUAAGAUUUCGCAAGGCUUGAUGAUUUAUCGUAGACAGGAAUCAGUCCUUUUCUCAAAUUUUAUGGACGAAAAAAGAUCUUGGUAUGUACAUGUGGACGUUUGCGCGCAUCUCACUAUAGCUUUGACUGCAGAGCGUGCACGGCUUAUGGACUUGGGUGAUAAGAGACUAUUAAAUUCUUUCUCGGAAGUACUGCCACUACCGCAUUCACAGUUCUCAAGUCGCAUUCAAGCACCACUAGAACUCCUACCAACAAGUCCCACAUAUGUCAGAUGGCAGACAAUGGUCGGUAGGGUCAAUGGCAAUCCUGAUUUUAAUUGGCCCGUUCACAACACAAGAGAACCUUUGAAAUGCGAUGAUUGCCCCACUGAAUACUGUCUUGAGCUUGACUUUAAUGACAAUCGCGGAACUUUUGCAACAGUCACUACGUGGGCUAAUCUAGGAAAUGGGCCUCAUGAUUGGAGGUAUCUAAUGAGAAACGUUAGGCCGCAUGCUGCACAUAAGCGUAGUCUGAGUCGAGGCAAAUUUUGCUAUGACUCCUCGCAUCAGAGCCAUUGGUCUGCUUUCCAGAUUGGGGGGGAAGCAGAGACCAGCUUGCUUUCAUCGGAGGAGAAUAAGGAGAGGAUGUAUCAAGCACAAGUUGACGGCGCUGCCUCUUCGGAUGAGGAAGUUUAUUAGAGUGUCUGUUGUCAGAGAUCCCUAACUUAUAAUGUACGGUUUUGGUUGGGACAUUUGAUGCGGAUCAUCGCAUAUCAAUGAGAUAGUUUUGGAUUUUUAGGAUGAAUGAGCAGAGUGACAGAAGCGGUCGCUCUAUGAUAGUACGAAUAAUCAAAUGUUUAAUGUAAUUCCUUAACUUUAAAUGCCAGGCA
Molecule: messenger RNA, 1444 nt
Organism: Botrytis cinerea B05.10
Lineage: Eukaryota; Fungi; Ascomycota; Leotiomycetes; Helotiales; Sclerotiniaceae
Exons: 1
Coding region: 102-1253 (383 amino acids)
Source: RefSeq, a predicted model, not a curated record